CACACAUACACACACACACACAAGAAAUUUUUACACACAAACACACAUGCACAUCAGCAUACACUGGUGUGAUGAUACUGAGUUUCAUCUAGUGUUGCCAUCCACAGAUCUGUACGCACAAGUAAUGGCUCUGAAGUCUGUGAACCCCGAGCUGAAAGUGCACCUGGCAGUGGGAGGUUAUUCCAUGGGAACCUGGCCAUUUGAAAGCAUCACAGCCUCAAUGAGCAACAUGGAGACGUUUGCUGGGAACGCCGCCUCUUUUCUACGUACUCAUGGCUUUGACGGCCUGGAUUUGGAUUGGGAGUUUCCAGGCGCUUCCUUCAGAAGCCAGUUUUCCCAGCUGUGUGAAGCUCUGUUCCAGCACUUUAGUGUAGAAGCUCAGGCAUCUGGCAAGCCCCGCCUGCUCUUGACCGCUGCUGUGUCCGGUUACAAGACAGAGAUAGAGGCAUCAUAUGAGCCACAGAUCAUUCAACAGUAAGUCUUAGUUACUUGAUGCUUCGUCUCACUCCAUAUCCACCAAGACAAUAAUAGUUUUCAUGGUAUUGUGUAGAAGAAUAAAUGAGUUUGUUGAAAAAGCAGCCAAAACAAGACAUGUGAAGUGUCUCAAACUACAAUGAUGUUUUUAAGAACCCACCCCCUGCUCCUUCCACACACACAGACACAAGUACAAUUAUGAAGCUAGAAUAGGACUGACUGCGAGAUGAAUUUGAAGGACGUUAGUAGGAAACUGAGACGUGCCUUUCUUUGUAAUUGUCUGGUUGUCAGUAUCCGUGCGUGUUAAGCUGUUGCUCAUGCCGUUUGCCCCAAUCUGUGAUAGCUGGACUGGAGCUCUUGUGCCACUGUUUGCCCUCAGGUACUUGGACCACGUGUAUGUGAUGGCCUACGACUACUAUGGCUCUUGGUCGCUCACACUGGGACAUCAGAGUCCUCUGUACGUGAGAGACGAAGACCGACACGACCCCACGGAAUCUCUGCUUUCUCAGGUAAGUCUAUAGCACAUAUAUGUUGUGUGACCUACACACGUGUGAAAGAUUUUGUCUGUGAAUGGCAGGGUUUUGGACAGGUGUUGUGUUGUAGGUAAGUUUUUGUGGCGGUUUUGUAAUUAAAGAAGAGACUGGCGGUUUGGAGUGCAGGGUUGGUGGGGUGUGAAUAAUGAGACGUAGAAUGAGGAGUGUGUCUGUUGUGAGAGUGUUGCGAGCCUCCAGACUUGUCCUGAGCAUGUCCGUGUUCCUGUUCCGUGUCUCAGAAUGCUUCCAUGACCUGGUGGCACGAGCUGGGUGUACCCAAGAAUAAACUGGUGAUGGGAGCUGCCACCUACGGGCGGACCUUCCGGAUGUCGGCUGCUGACCAGUGGCAUGUUGGAGACCAGUCUCUUGGAGGUGGCGAUGUGGGACCAUACAGUGCUACACCGGGAUUCCUGGCGUACUAUGAGGUGAGGGAAUAGUCAGGGUAUGUUUUAUUGUAGGUGUACUGUUCUGUGGUCAUAAAUGAGCUAAUGACGCCAUUGGCGCUGUACAGCGAAAUUAAUUUAAUUUGGUUUUAGUGAGCUUUUCUUCUUGGGUGGAUUUGUUUUUUUGGUUUUGGAUUUGUUCUUUUUUCACUGAAGACUAAUACGUACUUUAACAGGAUAAUCAGCAUUCAUGCUCUUGAUUUUCAGAACACAAAAGUAAAAAAAAAAUCAAUUUUGUCAGUCCCAUCGUCUUCUGCUCCAAUGGGUCGUACCAUUCACGUUUUCAGCACAUUUGCUUGGCAUUCUUCAUUUGUUUUUUCUUUCUUCCAAGGGCCAUCAGCUCUAAACCUCAUGGACAACUCACUAUUGUUACAUUCAUCAAACUCAUUGUCUCCCCAGAUUUGUGACAUGAUCAUGAGCGGCACCUUGAACAGAGUGUGGAUGGACGAUUCCAGAGUACCUUUUGCCUACGGUCAACGCAACUCGCACUGGGAAUGGCUUGCCUACGACGAUGUACAGAGCAUGACUGAGAAGGUAAGCUCCGCCUGACUCAGAACUAUACGUGCAGUAGGUUACGUACGUACCGACUUUCACACACAAACACAGUCCUCACAGUCAACACAGAACACAGGCAUAAACAGACACACACACACACACACACA
Aplysia californica (California sea hare) is the source of this 2112-nucleotide messenger RNA. RefSeq names its product chitotriosidase-1-like. Gene Ontology annotation, molecular function: chitin binding; chitinase activity. The transcript has a single exon. NCBI's taxonomy places the organism in Eukaryota, Metazoa, Mollusca, Gastropoda, Aplysiida, Aplysiidae. Gene Ontology annotation, biological process: chitin catabolic process; carbohydrate metabolic process. The record is from RefSeq and is a predicted model, not a curated record. Gene Ontology annotation, cellular component: extracellular region. The coding region runs from base 47 to 478 and encodes 143 amino acids.